AUAGCGUUUAUGUGAUUUGUUUAGCGUUCAUCUCCGUCUACUAAGUGACAAGAAUAUGAACAAUUCUUGUAAAAAAAAUCGCAGGGGACAGUUAUUUUUUUCUUUUAACAGCUAGAACAGUUUAUACUUUGUACGAUGGUGCAAAUAUAUCAUUCACAGCUAAUGUGAUGAUACGCAUGCGCAAAACUUGAGCGAGUCUAACCUUUUUUUAAUGACAUGGAUAGUUACUUUAUCAAAGAUUUUAAAAUUACUUAAUUUGGCUUCGACAAAUAACCCUCAUUCUCAGAAGGCUAGGAGUGUCCGAAUGUGUGACACUCAUAGCCCAAAACGAAGCGAUCAUCUUUACCGACCGUGAUUAAGCGAAGACGGAAGCAACUAGCUGUGAAUGCUCACGUUUGCUUGAGCUGUUGGACUUUCCUUCGCGAGCUCAGCAGAAUCGCCUGUCUGCUCUCACGAGGGGAGCCAGCCCAGUCUUGUCAGCGCGCGGCUGUGUGGUUGAAGAUGGCGCUAGCCGAAUGGAAAUCCUAAUGACAGUUUCCAAAUUUGCCUCUUUUUGUACCAUGGGCGCCAAUGCCUCUGCACUGGAGAAAGAGAUUGGAUCUGAGCAGUUUCCGGUCAAUGAGCACUACUUUGGCCUGGUCAAUUUUGGGAACACCUGCUACUGCAACUCCGUGCUCCAGGCUCUGUACUUCUGCCGACCCUUUCGGGAGAAGAUCUUGGCGUACCGCAGUCAGCCUCGGCGGAAGGAGAACCUGCUCACCUGCCUGGCCGACCUGUUCCACAGUAUUGCCAACCAGAAGAGGAAAGUGGGCGUCAUACCGCCCAAGAAGUUCAUCACACGGCUACGCAAGGAGAAUGAGCUAUUUGACAAUUACAUGCAGCAGGAUGCCCACGAGUUCCUGAACUACCUGCUCAACACCAUUGCAGAUCUGCUUCAGGAGGAGAGGAAGCAGGACAAGACCAAUGGCCGCCUUGCCAACGGCACGUUGGACUCGCAGAACAACAACAGCAAUGCCACGCCUGCUCCCACCUGGGUCCAUGAGAUCUUCCAAGGCACUCUGACCAAUGAGACACGCUGCCUCACCUGUGAAACGAUAAGCAGCAAAGAUGAGGACUUUCUGGACCUUUCUGUGGAUGUAGAACAGAAUACCUCUAUCACACACUGCCUCAGAGGUUUCAGCAACACAGAGACACUGUGCAGUGAGUACAAAUACUACUGUGAAGAAUGUAGAAGCAAGCAAGAGGCACACAAGAGGAUGCGUGUUAAGAAGCUGCCAAUGAUCUUGGCUUUGCACCUGAAGCGCUUUAAAUACAUGGAGCAGCUGCAGCGCUACACCAAGCUGUCCUAUCGCGUUGUCUUCCCCCUGGAGCUCCGCCUCUUCAACACCUCUGGGGACGCCACCAAUCCUGAGAGGCUCUACGACCUGGUCGCCGUGGUGGUGCAUUGUGGGAGUGGUCCAAACAGGGGUCACUACAUUGCCAUUGUGAAAAGUCACGACUUCUGGUUGCUAUUUGAUGAUGAUAUUGUAGAGAAAAUUGAUGCACAGGCCAUAGAAGAAUUCUACGGUCUCACUUCUGAAAUCUCCAAGAACUCUGAGUCAGGCUACAUCCUCUUUUACCAGUCCAGAGACUGAAGGUGGAGCCGAGUGUUUCACUACAGAAACCAGGAGAAACUGCUCUGUUCCCUCUUUGGAGGGAGCAGCGGACCAUAAACGCACCACAGCAGCCCGCAUGGUGUUAUACCUGCCAGCACAGCUGUAAUUCAUAUUUGCGCUUUUUACACACUCAGCGCUGCAGCUCAGCCGUUGAAGUUCCCCCUACGUAACAUCCUGUCCUUCCUGCCCCCCUUCACUCUGGCUGGACGCUGCUGCCGGGACAUUGAGACGAUGAUGAAUGAGAACUGUGUCAAGAUUGUUUUUAAAAAGACGCUGAAUGAGACCUAUACAGAUGUUGGGUGGUCGUAUGAGUGGCGUAUUAGUUUUUGCUUGGGUGUGGGGUUGAAUGGGUAUUUAAUAAUUCAUAUGAUGUAAUAUUGGCCUGGUGUCUUCACCCCUCACACUGUUAUUCUGCACUGGGAUUUACUGAGAGUGGAUCAUGUUUUUGAUCAUGGAUGUAUAGGAGGAUGGGUGUGGGGUGAGUGACCCACUUAUGGGGCACACUGGGUUGUAUAUUUCUACAGUGUACAGGAUGGUAUUUGUAUAAAUAUAACAAUAAGAUAUUAUCAGUGGAAAAUGUUAGAGAAGAUGUAUUAACACUAUGGUGCACUUUUGAUACCGUUUUGUAGGUGUUGGCAAGUUUAAUGUGAGGGUUUGCUUUAAAAGGCCUGUUGUGAAGCGAUUAUUUCUGUUUUAAAGAAAAAAAUAAAGCCGGUAAGAUUGA
Siniperca chuatsi (mandarin fish) is the source of this 2379-nucleotide messenger RNA. It is a transcript of the gene usp12a, whose product is annotated as ubiquitin specific peptidase 12a. The transcript is spliced from 9 exons. The record is from RefSeq and is a predicted model, not a curated record. NCBI's taxonomy places the organism in Eukaryota, Metazoa, Chordata, Actinopteri, Centrarchiformes, Sinipercidae. Bases 516 to 1634 code for a protein of 372 amino acids. Gene Ontology annotation, biological process: protein deubiquitination. Gene Ontology annotation, molecular function: cysteine-type endopeptidase activity; cysteine-type deubiquitinase activity. Gene Ontology annotation, cellular component: nucleus; cytosol.